UGCUGGUCCAAAAUCAAACGAUUGAGGUCCUACUUGCAACUAUACUAGUCAUUUCCCCUCCUUACCCGCCCACUGGCACUGACUGGCUCCUUCCUUUUGCAGAGUGCAGAUCCACCUAAGCAUUCAUUCAUUCAGCCAGCGCUUUCUCUCUCUCACUCCAUGCAUUUGAUCCAAAAACGGUAAAGCAAUUCUUCACAAUCAACAGUUAUUACUCUUCAGAUCUACACACAUUCUCGUAUAGAUCACACCCAUAACUGAAAAAGAUGGAUUCAAAGCCUUCCCCAUCAUCGGGAAGGUACGAAAAUAACAAGAAACCAUAUUUGUCGAAAUCAGUAUCCGAUGCUAAUAGCCAUAACCAAAGCUUAGCAUCAAUUCUUAACAACCCACAUGCUGGAAAAUCAGAUGGAUGGUGGUGGCCAUCAAAUUCCUCAUCCCUUCCCGUCGUUCCUGAAUUCACCCCACUAAACCCACUUCCAAAACCCGGAUCUGAUAUUGCCAGAACCGAUUUUCUCCCUUACAUUACAUCCUUUUCCGACCCUUUUGCUCGUUUUCACGAUAUCCAACAGCACAGUAAAUCCAGCCUCCUCGACGAUCAAAAUGGUGAAAAUGCCCUUGUCGCAUGUCUUCGAGAAGUGCCCUCUUUGUACUUCAAAGAAGAUUUUCAGUUAGAGGAUGGUGCCACCUUUAAAGCUGCCUGCCCAUUUAGGACUACGGCGGAGAAUUUGGUUAUGCAAGAAAAGUUGUCACAGUAUUUGGAUGUAGUGGAGCUGCAUUUGGUGAGGGAGAUCUCUUUGCGUUCAAGCUCGUUUUUUGAGGCACAAGGGCAACUGGAGGAUCUGAAUACAAAGAUAGUUGAAGGGUGUAAGAGGAUCAGGGAAUUGAAAGAGACAAUAAGGCUACUGGAUACUAAUUUGGUGGGGCCUGCAAGAAAGUUGCAGGAGCUGAAUGUAAAGAGGAGUGAUUUGGUUGCUCUUCAGAACAAGCUGAAGCUCAUUAUAUACGUUAAGCAAGCUUUGUCAACUCUCAAUUUGCUAGUUGCGUCUGCAGAUUGUGCUGGAGCUUUAGAUGUUACAGAUGACUUGCAACAUUUAUUGGAUGGAGAUGAACUGGCUGGUCUACAUUGCUUUCGACACCUUCGUGAUGAAUUAGCUACUUCAAUUGAUUCUAUCAAUAGCAUUCUUUCAGCAGAAUUUUUGCGUAUAACCAUACAAGAAACUGGCAACAUGGAUGCGGCAAUUACAUCAAAAUUUAAAGCACGGGCAACCAUUGCAAUUAAUGGAGAAGGCCAUGAAGCUAAAUUGGAUGAAGAAGAAACCUCAAAUUUCCGUGACCGGCUUCUUCCAUUUGUUAUUGGAUUACUUAGAACUGCAAAACUCCCUGCUGUGUUGAGAAUAUAUCGUGACACUCUUACAGCUGACAUGAAAACAGCCAUUAAAACAGCAGUUGAAGAGCUGCUUCGUGUUCUGGUUGCUCAACCUUCGGAUUCAGAUUUUGUUGCUGGAGAGCGAGUAGCUGAUACAGAUGGUGGGAGCUCAUCUCUUGCCAGUAGAUUGAGAAGCCUGGCACCAGAAAGUUUUGUUCAACUUUUGAAGGCAAUUUUCAUGAUAGUGCAGGCGCACUUAGUCCAGGCUUCUGAAGUUAAAAAAACAAUUGAGUGGAUUAUCUGCCAUCUUGAUGAUCAUUAUGCUGCUGACUCAGUUGCUGCUGCAAUUGCACUUGGAGCAGCAGCUGCAGAGACUGCUAGUGAAAGUGAUGGUCAGAUCACCACCUUUUCACAAUUUUCUCCCCCAAGCAACUUUUCCAGGGUUUUUUCAAUUCAGGAGAAGGGAAAUGAUGCAACAACCAUGUCAAAUUUGUCGAGAAAUUUCAGAGCUGAUAUAUUGAGAGAGAAUACAGAAGCUGUAUUUGCAGCUUGUGAUGCUGCUCAUGGAAGAUGGGCAAAGAUCCUUGGAGUCCGUGCUCCUCUUCACUCUAAGUUGAGGUUGCAGGAGUUCCUAAACAUAUAUAACAUCACUCAGGAAUUUAUUACCGUCACUGAGAAAAUUGGUGGAAGGUUGGGGUAUAGUAUCCGUGGAACCAUACAAUCACAGGCCAAGGCCUUUGUUGAUUUCCAACAUGAAUCUCGAAUGGCAAAGUUGAAGGCUAUACUUGACCAAGAAAAUUGGGCUGAGAUUGAUGUCCCCGAUGAGUUCCAGACUAUUGUCACAUCACUGUUCUCUUCCAAGUCAGAGACCAGUGGACAUGCUGAUGAUGAUUCUGCUGACACUGCAACAAGCAAAAUUGAAGUGGUUCGAAACAGCAGUGAUCCUUCAAUGGUGGAUGCUGGACUCCUAAAUAUAUCACAUAAUACAGAGCAGACUGAUUCUACUAAAACACACCCAGAUAAUACAGCACAGAGUAAUGACACGAAAUCAAGAGAUCGCGGAAGAUCAUCUCCUAGAAUGCUAUCGUUUGGGGGUGUUGCGUAUCACAUGGUAAACUGUGGCUUGAUUUUGGUGAAGAUGUUGUCAGAAUAUAUUGACAUGAAUAAUAGUUUAACUGGCCUAUCAUCAGAAGUAGUUCACCGUGUUGUUGACAUCUUGAAGUUUUUCAAUACGAGAACUUGUCAACUUGUACUUGGAGCUGGAGCCAUGCAGCAGUGUUCAAAUCUCCCCUGAACCAUGUAUGUGCUCCUCCUUCAAGUGGAAAAUCAAAAAGCUCCAAGUCUUCUAUGGUAUCUGAGAAUUCUACCAUGGCAGAAGACCUUCUUUGUCAGUUCCUCUUCUCUGUGGGGAACCCUACACACAUUGAAGUCCCAGCAUACUACCCAAGGACCGUCCAUUACACCUCUAGGAAGUGCAUUCCAUUCAUAUCAGUAGCAUAAAACCCCACAUAAAGUCUCCAAUAACCAUUUACUCGCAUGCGUACUCUUCUCCACUUGCCAUUUCUGCACUGAUUCACCAAAUCAUCCAGAUAAGUAACGUUACAAGAAUGAUGAACUUGCUUUAUCGAUUAUCACGUGCACUUCAAUGACCUGGCUAGCUGAUUUGAACUUUUUGGUAGUCUUGAAUUGAUAGCCGCCACUUGGUAAUAAUUCUUCUGACUUGUUCAGGCUUCCAUCUUAUGAUUGAUGACUUCUCUGCGUAUCUCUGUGUAUUGCAGUAAUUUCGAUCCUUCUGGUCUCUUGGUGGAAAUUGAUGACAUGAUCUUUUAUAUUCCUGAGGCAUUUUAAUACACACUGCCUAAAAAAUUGGAUUGCUCACAAUAUGAUAAUCAUAGAUCUCUAUUCUCUUACUCCAUAGCUGACAUGGUCAUGUUUUUCCUUUCCUUUUUUAUGCCAAUUUGUAGGAGAUGGGUACACCAUCAAAGCUCUUUCAAUCUUUUUCAAAUUGACUCAAAAUUAUUUUUGCGCAUGAUGAUUUCAUUUCAAUAAUCAACUGCUACUCCUUUCAAAAGAUGUUUUCUUGCAAUAAAAAAAGGCUAUUAUCUUGCCAUUUCACCACAUUGAUUAUUGACUUCUGAUUGUUGUUGUAUCCCACUUGAAGGAUCUGGGGUGUAUGUUAGUGAGCACAUAUUUCUGGUCUGCGACUUGUUUUUGGUGGUUUUUAAGAUCACAAAUAUGCCAGAAAAAGUAUUAUAUUGAUGUUUUAUUUUUUCAGAUAUUCUUCUGAAUCAUUAUCAACCAAUAGAAGCUUUCAGCUUUUCUAUAGUUUGCCUGUAACUUGGACUAAACAUUUUCUAGUUUCUAUCUUGUAUAUGCAGUAUUGGUGUCGUUAAUUAGAGAAAAAAUUGCAGGUGUCAGGUUUGAAGUCUAUUACUUCUAAGCACUUGGCUUUGACAAGCCAAGUCAUCGGUUUCACAUACACUAUAAUUCCAGAAAUCAAGAGAAUACUG
Molecule: messenger RNA, 3873 nt
Organism: Solanum tuberosum (potato)
Lineage: Eukaryota; Viridiplantae; Streptophyta; Magnoliopsida; Solanales; Solanaceae
Product: vacuolar protein sorting-associated protein 54, chloroplastic-like
Exons: 15
Coding region: 264-2657 (797 amino acids)
Biological process (GO): Golgi to vacuole transport; retrograde transport, endosome to Golgi
Cellular component (GO): GARP complex
Molecular function (GO): syntaxin binding
Source: RefSeq, a predicted model, not a curated record